AUGAAAUUUUGGACCUCAGAACACGUAUUUGACCAUGAUUGGACAACAGUCGUCACUGCUGCAUUGAAUAAAUAUCCGAAUCCGGUGAGUCCAAGUGUAAUCGGUUGUGAUGUUAUUGGUCGGACGAUAAGUCCAUCCGGUGUUAUUCAAUCACACCGCCUUUUAUUGGCUGAUUGGGCUAUUGCGCCAGCAUUAAACAGAAUCUUUAAAUUUAAUGAACUUGGAUAUGCUAGUGAACAUUCAACAAUUGACGUUCGACGACGUGUUAUGAGUGCUAGAACAAGAAAUUUAACAUUGAAUCGUUUUAUUAAUAUUGAAGAACGACUGGAAUACACACAACAUCCAACUGAUAGUUCAAAAACAUUAUUGAAACAAGAAGCAACUAUAAAUGUUGAACGAGUUCCAUUGACUAGUUAUGUUGAAACACUAGUCGCUAAAACAAUUAAUGCGAAUGCCACUAAAGGUCGGCUGGCCAUGGAAUGGGUUAUUCAUCGAAUGAGUACUGUUCCAACACCAGAACCAACUGAACAACUAGCUUAA
Rotaria socialis is the source of this 540-nucleotide messenger RNA. Lineage: Eukaryota; Metazoa; Rotifera; Eurotatoria; Philodinida; Philodinidae. The record is from the annotation of a GenBank genome assembly.